GAACUAUGGGUCAAGUUCACCGACUUUGCCUGGAAAGAUGGUUAGGAAGUAGAAGUGAUACCACAUGUGAACUUUGCAAUUUUCAAUUUUGUUUGUAUAGAAAACCAAAGGGUUUCUGUGAGUGGUUUAAUCAGCCAGAGAAUAUCAUCGAUCGAAGAAACCUCAUUGGUGAUCUAAUUUGUUUCCUCCUCUUAACUCCAUUAGCAACAGUUAGUGGAUGGUUGUGUAUAGAGGGUGCCAUAUAUUACAAUUUCAACAGUACUUCAUCUUGGGAAUCUGUGGGUUUAAUAGCUUUGACAGUCUUUCUAGUCAUUGUUUAUUUCAUUUGGAUUGCAGUCUCUCUCAGGUAUCAUUAUCGAGCGUGGAGUCAGUGGAGACGUACUAAUUGGAGUGUUCGUUUACUAAAAGUUCCAGUUCAACAUGAAACCAGCUUAUCAACAUCUGUAGAGUCUCGUGAUAGCACUAAUGAAAUUGACGAUUCUGGGAAUGAAACUGGACACAUGGAAAGAAUUGCAACUAAUACACCUAAUAAUCAUUCCCAGAUUAGCAUCACAGUGAGCUUCUCCACUCCAAGUGUGUCUUUACCGUUAGUAAAUAAUGUCUCUUCUGAAGGUAGAAGUUAUUUGGAAGAUCCACAUCAUCAACAUCAAACCAGAUUUGCAUACAUUCGUGCAAACACGAUAAAUGUAGAACCAGCCUCAACAAGAGUACUGGAAACAUCAGUGUAAUAGUAAUUCUAAAUCCCUUGAUCGAAUAUUUCUAUCUGAAAUGCAAAAUUGAGUCUAAAGCUAAUUAGUUGAUGAUUAUCUGCAUUAGUUGGUCCUCUGCGCUGAGUUAAAUAAUGAUAUCAUAAUAUAUUAUGAAAUUUAUUCAAGUCUAAAAGCUAGUUAUCGUUUUCACGAGUGUUUAUAAUUAUGAAG
This is a messenger RNA of Limulus polyphemus (Atlantic horseshoe crab), 920 nucleotides long. Its product is annotated as E3 ubiquitin-protein ligase MARCH3-like. The record is from RefSeq and is a predicted model, not a curated record. Gene Ontology annotation, biological process: protein ubiquitination. The transcript has 4 exons. Lineage: Eukaryota; Metazoa; Arthropoda; Merostomata; Xiphosura; Limulidae. Gene Ontology annotation, molecular function: zinc ion binding; ubiquitin-protein transferase activity. The annotation marks the transcript as partial.